This is a messenger RNA of Juglans microcarpa x Juglans regia, 1344 nucleotides long. Its product is annotated as protein FAR1-RELATED SEQUENCE 5-like. Bases 1 to 1344 code for a protein of 447 amino acids. Gene Ontology annotation, biological process: regulation of DNA-templated transcription. The record is from RefSeq and is a predicted model, not a curated record. Lineage: Eukaryota; Viridiplantae; Streptophyta; Magnoliopsida; Fagales; Juglandaceae. The transcript has a single exon.
AUGUGUUAUGGGUUAAUGCAAGAGGUUGAUAAUUCAAUGGUUGAGGAAGUACCAUUGAGCAACCAUGGAAAUGACGAUGAUGGUGUUAUAGAGCCGAGGCCAGGGAUGUCAUUUCAAACUGAGCAUGAGCUUUUAGACUUCUAUAAGAAAUAUGGAAAACAGAUUGGAUUUGGCGUAAUGACCCAAAGAAGUAAAAGGGAAGACGAUGGGAGUGUUAGGUAUUUAACACUUGGUUGUGCUCGUAUUGGUAAGGCAAGGAACCGUACUUCGAAUGUUUCUAAACCAAGGUCGACAACGAAGACGGAUUGUAAGGCUAAGAUUAAUGCAAUCCUACUUGAUGGGGUGUUGCGUAUAACUAUCGUCGAGGCAGGUGGAUAUGAUAAUCUUCCAUUUGUAGAGAAGGAUGCACGGAAUUAUAUUGAUAAGGCCCGACACCUUAGGCUUGGUAAAGGAGGUGUUGAUGCACUCCAUGGCUAUUUUGAGAGAAUGCAGUAUAAGAAUGAUGGGUUCUAUUCCUUGAUGGAUUUAGACGACGAUGGAAGAUUAAAGAAUGUUUUUUGGGCCGAUGCAUGUAAUAGAGCAGCAUAUGGGUAUUUUGGGGAUGUUGUGACAAUUGAUACAACAUACCUAAUAAAUAGAUAUGGCAUGCCAUUCACUCCUUUCGUAGGUGUUAACCAUCAUGGACAAUCAAUACUUUUUGGAGCAUGUUUGAUUUCAAGUGAAGAUACUGAUACAUUUGUUUGGUUAUUUGAGACUUGGUUGAAAUGUAUGGAUGGGAGAGCACCAAAUGCUAUCAUUAUCGACCAAGAUAGGGCCAUGAAAAAUGCCAUAGCAAUAGUCUUCCCGAAGACCCGACACAGGUAUUGUUUAUGGCACAUCAUGCAAAAACUAUUAGAGAAGUUGGGUUCCCAUUCUAAAUAUAAUUAUGGAUUGAAGAUCGCAUUGCACAAAUGUGUUUAUGAUUGCCAAACUUCUGAAGAGUUUGAGAAGUCUUGGGAGGUGUUUCUUGAUACGUAUAAUUUGCACGAGAAUGCAUGGCUUCAAAGUCUAUAUAGUGAGAGGAUGCAUUGGGUUCCUGUAUAUCUAAAAGAUACAUUUUGGGCUGGAAUGAGCACAACUCAAAGAAGUGAGAGCAUUAAUGCAUUUUUUGAUGGUUUUGUGCAUUCGGGGACCACGUUAAAAGAGUUCGUUGAUCAGUUUGACAAUGCAUUGAGGAAGAGAGGAGAGAAUGAGAUGGCAGCGGACUUUCACUCAUUCAACUGCACAAUCCCAUGUAUAACUCAUUUACCCAUGGAGAAGCAAUUUCAAGAAUUGUAUACUAAUUCUAAAUUUAAGAAGGUAUAG